ACAGUAAGCAAACAUGAUUCAUGAGAAUUUGAUGGGGUUUCUGGAUGAUGGAGGGAAAGAACAAGGGGAGGACACAAAUGCAAACGGAUAAAAGAGGGUAACAGAGCAAGACUCCACACAGAUGGCAGAUAUGGGAUCUGGUAUGUGGUGGUCCCAGCUUUUGCUGCUGGUUGUUGUGACAUUUCCAUGUCUGAUUUCUCUGGCAGAUGGAUCUCCAGUGGAAACGAUGUCUGCCCCCAACUUGCUGCGAGUAGGAACAGCAGAAAACAUCUUCAUUGAAGUCCAAAAUUGUGGGCAUGACAAUGACAUACCUGUGCAAAUCAAUGUGAUGGAAUUUCCAUUCAAAAAGAAAAUAUUGGCAAGCACAUUUGUGACCCUGACAAAGGCAAAACUUCACCAGGAUUUGGGAAAAAUUAUGAUUCCCACUGAUGACUUCAGUAGAGAUCCCAACAUGAAGCAAUAUGUUUACCUCCAAGCAAGGUUCCCGGACAGACUUUUGGAAAAAGUUGUGAUGGUGUCCUUUCAGUCUGGAUACUUAUUCAUCCAGACUGACAAGCCCAUUUACACUCCAGAAAGCGAUGUGCGCUACAGGGUCUUUGCAGUGACACCUGGCAUGGCUCCUAUUGACAGAGGAGCUCAAACGGAAAUUGAGAUUGUGUCUCCUGAAGACAUCGUGGUAUGGGCUGGUGUCGGAAGUCUGAGGUCAGGCAUCAUGACGGACAGCUAUAGACUUCCUAGUGUUACCAGCUUUGGCAUGUGGAAAGUUUUGGCAAAGUUCCACAUGAACCCACAGCAGACCUUUGCAGCAGAAUUUGAGGUCAAAGAACAUGUUGUUUCCAGUUUUGAGGUUAAAGUGACGCCUGCAAGCUCCUUCUUCUUGGUGGAUAGCGAGUCGUUGACAGUCAACAUCAAAGCCAAGUAUCAUUUUGGAAAUGAAGUGGAUGGGGAAGCCUUGGUGACAUUUGGAAUUGAACUAGGGGGUUCUAAAAGGGGUUUAACAAGCUCCAUCCAGAGAGUCCCGAUCCAGAGAGGUGAAGGAACAGUCAAGUUGAUGAAAGAGCACAUCACAAAGUCUUUCCCAAACAUCAAUUACUUAAUUGGGACUUCUAUAUUUGUAGCUGCCACUGUGCUAACUGGAAGCGGAGGUGAAAUGGUGGAGUCCGAGUACAAAGGCAUCAAGAUUGUCACAUCGCCCUAUAUCAUCAAUUUCAAGAAAACUGCCAAAUAUUUCCAACCAGGAAUGGCUUUUUAUGUCACGAUUGAAGUUCUCAAUCCUGACAACACCCCAGCACAAGGUAUUGCUGUAAAUGUUAACCCAGGUCAAGUGAUUGGUUCUACUGCUGCCAGUGGCACUGCAAGGUUCACCAUCAAUACUCCAGUGGGCCCUGAAACCCUGACCAUAACAGCAAGGACCAACGAUCCCCAACUUGCUCCUGAAAGACAAGCAGCUGCCUCCAUGGUAGCUCGAUCAUUUAAAGCCAAAAGCAACAGUUAUCUCCACAUAGGUGUAGCUACAGCUGAGGUGGAAUUGGGUCAGUACUUGAGAGUCAGCUUCAUUCCCAGCAGGCAGGAAACUGUACAAAAAGAUAUCACAUACCUGAUCUUGAGCAGGGGUCAGCUUGUGAAAUAUGGACGGCAACAGAUUAUGGGUCAAGCAUACACUAUCGUCAACCUCCAAAUUACCAAAGAAAUGCUACCAUCAUUCCGCAUUGUUGCCUACUACCACUCAAAUUCUGACGAAUUGAUAUCACACUCUGUUCAGGUGGAUGUAAAAGACUCCUGCACAAGCAAACUAAAAUUGGAACUAGUAGGACCCAAACCUUCCUAUCACCCUCGCAGUACGGCCAAGCUAAAGGUCACCGGAGAUCCACAGGCCACAGUAGGACUAGUCGCUGUUGACAAAAGUGUCCUAAACAACAAGAACCACCUCACACAGAAAAGGAUUUGGGACACAGUAGAGGAACUGGACACCGGUUGCACUUCAGGGGGAGGAAAAGACAGCAUGAACGUCUUUUAUGAUGCUGGGCUGCUGUUUGUGACAAGCACUUCUGAAACACCUGACAGAACAGAUUCAAAAUGUCCAGUCCUCGGCAGGAGGAAACGAGCCAUCUCUGUAAUGAACGUCAGAACCAAAUUAUUAAGUCAAUAUGAAGACAAGGAAGGAAGGGAAUGCUGUCUGACUGGUAUGGGGCAUGUUACUGAUUCAUCCACCUGUGAGAUGAGCAGCAGGGCCAUUGUCAAUGGUUCGGCCUGCAUCAAAGCCUUUGUACACUGCUGCAAAGAGAUGGAAAAUCAGGAAGUGAGGAGGGGAGAGGGAAUCAGCUUACGGCCCCGCACCAAAAGAGCAGCAGAUAUGGCUGGAGAUUCAUCUUACACUGACAGAAAUGACAUUUCAACUCGCACCAACUUCCCUGAAAGCUGGCUUUGGAUGGAUUUAAUGCUGAAACCAUGCCCUCCUCAAGAUACAAACUGUGUGUCCUCAUCAACGGAGACAAAUAUACUGUUAAAAGACACAAUAACAACGUGGCAGCUCACUGGCAUUAGUAUGUCGGCCACCCACGGCAUAUGUGUGUCCGAUCCAAUAGAGCUAAGGGUCAAGAAAGACUUCUUUAUUGAUCUUAGGCUGCCAUACUCAGCUGUGCGCGUGGAUCUGAUAGAGGACCAGAACGUGUGCAGUCAAGCUUGGCGACGUGGGGUUUAUGGUCAGGAAGUCCAAGUUGGUGCCCAAAGUACUCGAUCUGUUCCAUUCAUUAUCAUUCCAACGAGAAUGGGAGAAGUCUCUAUUGAGGUCAAAGCAAGUGUUAGAGACAGCCAUUUGUAUGAUGGAAUUCAGAAGAGUCUGCAGGUGGUGCCGGCAGGAGUACUAGUAAAAUCUGUGAAGGUUGUCACACUAAACCCUAAAGGUGGGCAACAGGUUGAAAUUAUCAACAGUGAAAUUCCUCAGAAUAAUCUUAUUCCAAACAGCCCUGUGAAAACAAUAAUCUCACUGAAAGGCGACCAAACGAGUCCGAUGUUAGGGAAUUUUAUCAGUGGGACGUCCAUGGGUACUCUGAUCGUUCAGCCAUCGGGCUCAGGAGAGCAAAACAUGAUUGCUAUGACCCUGCCUGUCACCGCAACCAUGUAUUUGGACAAAACAAAUCAGUGGGACGUGGUCAGCCUUCAAAAACGUAAAGAGGCUCUUGAGUACAUCAAGAAAGGAUACCAAAAUGAACUGGACUACAGGAAACCAGAUGGCUCUUUUUCUACUUUCACUAAUAGUCAAAGCAGCACCUGGCUGACUGCAUAUGUUGCCAAGGUGUUUGCCAUGGUGCAUGAUCUGAUCGGUGCGGAAAAAAGCGUGAUCUGUGACGCCAUCAAGUUUCUCAUUUUAAAGACUCAACAAUCCAACGGCAAGUUCACAGAAGUUGGAAAGGUGUUUCACACCAUCAUGACUGGUGAUGUUACCGGCACAGACUCCGAUGCCUCCAUGACUGCUUUCUGCUUAAUCGCUAUGCAGGAAACUCAAAGUCUAUGCGCUGACACAGUUUAUUCGUUGCCAGACAGUAAAAGCAAAGCAGUGGCCUACCUGGACGAGCGACUUCCACACCUCACCAACCCCUACGCUGUUGCGAUGACAUCAUACGCCCUAGCCAAUGAAAACAAACUCAACAAGGAGUUCCUUCUCAGCUUUUCAGAUCCAGGCCGAUCCCACUGGCCAUCAACAAAAGGAAUUUCUUAUACUCUGGAGGCCACAGCUUAUGCUCUUCUUGCACUUGUCAAAGCCAAGGCCUUUGAUGAAGCCCGAACUGUUGUGAGAUAUCUGAAUCAGCAGGUGAAGUUAGAUGGAGGUUACGGAUCGACUCAGGCCACAACAAUGGUGUACCAGGCUGUAGCCGAGUACUGGACCAGUGUCAAAGACAUAGAGUAUCCUCUUCAUGUGGAAAUCUUAUUACCUGAUAGGAGUCAACCUUCAAAGUACAGCGUGAAUAGAGAAAAUCAACAUCGCGCAAGAAUAUCUCAGUUCAGAGCUAUAAACAAAGACAUCAGAGUGACUGCUAUUGGAGAAGGAAAAGCUACACUGACGGUGAUGUCAAUUUACUACACUGCAUCUAAAGAGACCGACAGUGACUGUGCUAAAUUCGACAUGAAAGUGCAAGUUCUUCCGGAAACAGCUGUUGCGAAUGAGAAAGCAUACAGGCUGAAAAUAGACGUCAUGUACAAUGACAAAGAUCGUGAUUCAUCUAUGUCAAUAUUGGAUGUUGGCUUACCAUCUGGCUACAUUUUUAACAACGAUGACUUGGAUGCACUGUCUAGAGCCGGGAGUAUUUCCAAAUAUGAGGCAAAUACAGUUUUGUCAGAAAGAGGGUCACUCAUCAUUUACAAGGACAAGAUUUCUAAUGAAAAGCCAGAGGAAAUCUCUUUCAGGAUCCAUCAAAAGAUGAAAAUGGAGUUCUUGCAACCCGCUUCUGUUUCAGUCUAUGAAUACUAUGAUAGAAGAAAUUGUGUUCACUUUUACCAUCCUGAGAGAAGUGGAGGUCUGAGGAUGCUGUGUCAGUCGACUGAGUGCAUUUGUGCUGAAGAUUCUUGCAGUAAGCAGAAAAAAGGGAACAUUAACAGUAUGGUGCGUAUAGAAAGAGCUUGUGAGUCCACAGUUACCGGCAGAACAGAUUUUGUUUACAAAGUGAGUGUUGAGGAGAUCACCAAAGGUAUUUCAACUGACCUUUACAAAAUGCGGAUUGUUAGUGUCACGAAAGUAGGAUAUGCUGACCUGUCUCCAAGUAAUCAACUUCGCACAUUUAUCGCUCAAGUGGACUGCCGAGAAGCUCUGGAUCUGAAAGCAAGCAAAACCUACCUGAUCAUGGGCUCAUCCACAGAAAUUCACAGAGACGAACACAGUUCUGGAUACCAAUAUGUGCUUUCUGGAAAGACCUGGAUCGAAUACUGGCCCACAGACUCUGAGUGCGCUACUGAGGCUUACCAAAGUACCUGCCAAGACAUUCGCGAUAUGGUCGAGCAACUUGAGCUGUUUGGGGAAAUCAUGUCUGCCCCCAGCUUGCUGCGAGCUGGAACACCAGAAAAAAUCUUUGUAGAGAUUCAAGAUUGUGAGGCUCAGGGCGAAAUAGCUGUGCAAAUCAACGUGAUGGAUCACCCAGACAAAAUAAAAAACAUUGCAUCCACCUCUGUGACCCUUCGUAAGGAAGAGAAUUACCAGGGGUUUGGAAGUCUUACGAUCAAUCCUUUAGAAUUUAGUAAGGAUCCAAACACAAAGCAGUAUGUUUACCUCCAGGCAAAGUUCCCUUCGCAGGUAUUGGAAAAAGUUGUGCUGGUCUCCUUCCAAUCUGGUUACAUUUUCAUUCAGACUGACAAGAACAUCUAUAAUCCUAACAGUAUGGGUGAGUGCUGCACUACACCAAUAUUGACGUACUCAAACCGUCUUAUUUCUGUUUCACCCGCGUUGCUACUGAGGGCAAAUCUCCACACAAUAAUAAAUGUAACUGUGUUGAAUACCUGUGUUUUCUGCGUGCACCUGUUAAGCCAUGGCUUGUGGAAAGUGGAGGCAAAGUUCCGCAACAACCCACAGCAGAUCUUUGCUACAGAGUUUGAGGUCAAAGACUACGUUCUUCCUAAAUUUGAGAUUAAAAUGACACCUGAGAGCUCCUUCUUCUAUGUGGACAGCGAGUCACUGACGGUCAACAUCAGAGCCAAGUAUUUUUCUGGUGAUGAAGUGGAUGGAACUGCCUUUGUGAUGUUUGGGGUUGUGUUUGCUGGUUCAAAAACGAUCUUACCCAGCUCCCUACAGAGAAUCCCGAUCGUCAGAGGUGAUGGACAGGUGCAGUUGAAAAGAGAGCACAUCACACAGACCUUUCCAAACAUCGCUGAGCUGGUUGGGUACUCCAUCUAUGUGUGCGUCACUGUGCUUUCAGCGAACGGACAUGACCUGGAGAAGGCAGAGUCAGGAGGAGUCAAGAUCAUCACAUCGCCCUAUUCCAUCCAUUUCACAAGAACGCCCAAACAUUUUUUACCGGGAAUGCCCUUCGAUAUCACGUUUGAAGUUUUGACUCCUGACGACACCCCAGCAGAAAAUGUUCCCAUAGUGGUCAAUCCUGGUGGAAUAAGUGGCACCACCUCAAGCAACGGCAUCACUCAAUUUACAAUUAAUACACGCCAAAGCUCUGUUGACAUGCGUGUUACAUUAUUGAGCAAAGGUCAUCUGGUAGAGUAUGGGCGAUACAAGAUGUCGGGUGAAGUACUAUUAUACCUCAUCUUUCCAAUUACCAAAGACAUGCUACCAUCAUUCCGCAUUGUUGCGUACGUCCACACAAAUUCUGAUGAAGUGAUAUCAGACUCGAUUUGGGUGGAUGUAAAAGACUCCUGCGUGGGCACAUUAAAGCUGGAAACAGCAAGAUCUUUGCCCAUCUAUGAACCCCGCAGGUUUUUUGGUCUAAAGAUCACAGGAGAUGCAGAGGCAUCUGUUGGGCUUGUGGCAGUUGACAAAAGAACUCUUGCCCUGAACAACAAGAACCGCCUAACUCAGAAGAAGAUUUGGGACACUGUGGAGAAUUUUGACAUAGGCUGCACACGAGGCAGAGGGAAAGACAGCAUGAAUGUUUUCCAUGACGCCGGACUGCUGUUUGUCACCCGCACUUCUCAAACGCCCGACAGAACAGAUGUAACCUGCCCUGCAUCCAGCCGGAGGAAACGCGGCACCACUGUGAUUAACUUCAAAACCAAACUGAUGAGUCAAUAUGCAGACAAAGAACCAAGAGAGUGCUGUUUGGAUGGGAUGAGGACUAUGCCUUUUUCAAACACCUGUGAGAGGCGCAGUGAGUACGUGGAGAAUGGCCCCGCCUGCGUUGAAGCCUUUAUAAACUGCUGCCAAGAGAUGGAGCAGCGAAUGAGGAGGAGAGAGGGACUCGCACUACAGGCUCGCAGCAAGAGAUCAGAAGGAAUCUGUGUUGCCGAUCCAAUAGAGUUGUCUGUCCGAAAGAACUUCUUCAUUGAUCUUAGCCUACCAUACUCUGCCGUAGUUGGGGAACAGUUGGAAAUUAAAGCAAUUCUUCACAACAAUGACAUCGACACCAUCACUGUGCGUGUGGACCUGAUGGCGAAACAGGACGUGUGCAGCGCAGCUUAUAAUCAACGGGUGUAUAGUCAGGAGGUCCGAGUUGAACCCGAAAGCUCUCGAUCUGUCUCAUUCAUUAUUAUGCCUUUGACGAUGGCAGAUAUUCCUAUUGAGGUCAAAGCAGCUGUCAAAGACUCAUACUCGUCGGAUGGAAUAAAAAAGAUGUUGCGGGUCGUGCCUGCAAGUAAGCUGGUGACAAAUAUAAUGACUGUUACACUGAACCCAGCUGCAGAAGGAGUUGCAAGACACAGCUCCCAAAAGUUUGAAGGAAUUAGUGGAGACUCUAUGGGUCCUCUGAUCGUUCAACCGUCAGGCUCUGGGGAGGAAAACAUGGCCGCCAUGACUCUGCCUGUCAUUGCUACCGUCUUUUUGGACAAGACCGAUCAGUGGAGUAGUAUUGGCUUUAAAAAACGGAAAGAGGCUCUGGAGUACAUUCUGAAAGGCUACCAAAAUGAAAUGGCCUUCAGAAAAGCAGACGGGUCUUUUUCUGCUUCUUCGACUUCCCAAAGCAGCACCUGGUGA
Menidia menidia (Atlantic silverside) is the source of this 7624-nucleotide messenger RNA. Lineage: Eukaryota; Metazoa; Chordata; Actinopteri; Atheriniformes; Atherinopsidae. The record is from the annotation of a GenBank genome assembly.